Penicillium cinerascens is the source of this 1686-nucleotide messenger RNA. RefSeq names its product Zn(II)2Cys6 transcription factor. The transcript has a single exon. Gene Ontology annotation, biological process: regulation of DNA-templated transcription; DNA-templated transcription. The record is from RefSeq and is a predicted model, not a curated record. Gene Ontology annotation, molecular function: DNA-binding transcription factor activity, RNA polymerase II-specific; DNA binding; zinc ion binding. NCBI's taxonomy places the organism in Eukaryota, Fungi, Ascomycota, Eurotiomycetes, Eurotiales, Aspergillaceae. The coding region runs from base 1 to 1686 and encodes 561 amino acids.
AUGACCGAACCGCAGGCCCCCUCCGCUCCCGGGUCCGCGAAACUCGUAGGUCCCUCUCUACUGGCCUGCCUCUUGUGCCGCCACAAGCACCUCAAGUGUGAUGGGAAAACCCCGGUCUGCAGCCGAUGUCUCCUCACGGGCUCCGACUGCAACUAUACCAAGUCACGCAGAGGCUAUAAGGGUCCGUCGAAGAAACGCCGCGCUGAACCGGACUCCCCGGACCAGUUACCUCUUGAUCCCGCCGUAGGCCUGGUCGAUAUCCCCACGGACUGGAACCUGCAAAGCGGCUUCCACUAUACGCCCACCAUGCCCCUGUCAUCCUCCGGGUCUGUGAGUCCCGGAUUGAAUGAUAUGUCUUUGACAAUGGCGCCCUCUUCCCGGCCAACUACCGGCCCACUGACCCCGGAUUCUUCCUCGUCGGUCGGCGGGGAUGGGUAUCUGCUCGAUAUCUACUAUACAUACUUCCACUCGGCUCAUCCGAUCCUACCUCCACUGCGAUUCCUCUAUCGCGCCCAUUUCCCGCAUUACUUGGAGCAGGUGAUGAAGUUCAUCGGCUCGCACUUCACCCCCGCCGCCUCCAGUGAAACGUAUCGACCCAUGAUUGUCGCGGCAGUUCGAGACCAAGCACCCUCGGUCGAGAAGGUGCAGGCCCUCCUUCUGCUGUCCAUCGUGUUACAUUCGCGUAAUGAGCGUCGCGAAGCGGGGGAGUGCUUGGCCAGCGCAGUGGACCUGGCAUUCGACCUCGGUAUGCACGAGGCGACUUAUGCCGAAACCGCCAGCAACGGCGAUCCCAUUCGUGCUGAAUGUCUGCGUCGGAGCUGGUGGGAACUUUUCGUGGUCGAGGGAAUGUUAACAGCUCUUGGAGUGCAACGUGUCUACCGCACUAACCUGGUACCGCCCGUCGUGCCCCUUCCUUGCGAAGAGCGCAUCUACCAGGAUGGAUUGACGCCACCACUUCCGCCGACUAUCGCGCAAUUUGACCAGCGCGUAUUCGUGGACGAGGAGCGCGAUUUUUCCUCGUACACUUAUCGGAUUGAGGCCGUGCGCAUCCUGGGUCGAGUGGUCGCAACACAGGAGAUGGUGGAGGGUCAGCAGGACCACGUCGAAGCUAUUGACGCGCGCAUCGCCAGCUGGUUCCACCAUCUUCCAGAAUCCAAGGCGGAACUGCUGCGUCCGGACGGCUCGGUCGACGAGGUCAUGUUCCAGGCAACUAUGAUCGUGAACGGUGCUUCCAUCUAUCUGAACUUUCCCCGUUCUGAUCUUCUCUCGUCGCCCGCAGUCGCGUCAGACGUCAUCUGUGGCCAUCAUGGACCCAUUAGUGUACCGGUUUUUUCUCACCACGCCCAUGCCAUGAAGGCCGUGAAGGCGGCUAGUGAGCUGUCUUCGCUAGCUGCCAUACGCUUGCCAGUCGAGAGGCACACACCAUUCUUCAUCUGUGCUCUCACACUCAGCUCUAUUGUCCAGCUGGCAGCCUGUUCCGUCAAAGCGGGCUCCAUGCCUGAUCCAAGCCGCGAACGCAUUGGUCUGACCAUCGGCGUCUUCAGGUCACUUGGCCGUACGUGGGCCAUCUCGCAGUCGAUCAUGCGACAGAUCAAAGCCGUCUCGCGCGAUGUACUCGACAUCGGAGUGCGCCCGACUAUGGACCCGCUCGAUCUGACAUUCUGGGUUCAGGAGGGUCCCAGCUGA